Messenger RNA from Andrographis paniculata, 5323 nucleotides. Its product is annotated as protein SHORTAGE IN CHIASMATA 1. The transcript has 10 exons. The coding region runs from base 126 to 4898 and encodes 1590 amino acids. Lineage: Eukaryota; Viridiplantae; Streptophyta; Magnoliopsida; Lamiales; Acanthaceae. Gene Ontology annotation, biological process: reciprocal meiotic recombination; resolution of meiotic recombination intermediates. The record is from RefSeq and is a predicted model, not a curated record.
UAACUGGAGGACAUCUACAACGGCGCGCUCCGGAACCGCCAAGACGAAUAAAUGCAAAAUCGGCCCGUUAGAUAUUCUCAAAUGUUAACAGCGGAGACGCUUUUUGCAACGAAAGUGCUCACACAAUGCGCACUCGCUUUGUUCCAACUGAUUACUCCGCCACUGCCGCCGGGGAUGGUCCGUCCGAAGCUGUAGGCUUCGACCUUCUUCCUCUCCCAGACCUUUCUCCCCGAGAUUAUCCUUCGUCUUAUUCAGAUUUUUGGCCGACAUUCGAUGAUAUUCCCUGGUUUGGAAUUUCCAGUGAGGUUGAUAAGUUACCGAUCGACGAUGCUCUUUCGAUAUUUUUAUCCGAUGUCCUUCCUUCUCUCAUUGAUUGUAGCGGUGUCGAGGAACUGAUGGUUGACAGUAGUCGGAAAAAGCAGGCGAUUGUCCUUUCGGAGGAGAAAGAUGGAAAGGAUUCCAAUGAUAAGGGUGGAGAUGGACUUAGAUUUAUGCAAUUUGAAACUGCAGAGAUGGCUGAUAUAUCCAUGCUUGCACCUCAGAAAAGUACCUUCCACUCUCAAUUUGGUCAGUUGUGCGUUUUAUCUCCACUUCCAGAAUUUGAAAGUACAUUGGAUCAACUCAAUUCUAAAGUUACAUUACAAAAUCAUGCUGAGAUUGAACGAGUACUUUAUUCAGUUGAUAAGAUGAAUACAGAAUACUCAAUGGAGGAAAAGUCUGAUUUGUUAUUGGAAGGUGCUUCUUUUCGGCAAGAAGUUAACUCUCAUGACAUCAAAUUUCCUAUUUUUGAAGCGGAUGUUGAAAGUCUGGAGACUCUCAAAAUAAUAUAUACACUGGAUGAGAUUCUGAUUUUUGGUACUGUUCCAAAUCAGGAGAUAGAACAAACAGACGAGAUAUUUAGAAACAAUAAGGAGCUAUUGGGUUCUAACAAAUUUGACUUCAUAAAGCAUCUGUUUCAUCAUCCUUUGGUCAUACAGUGCCUUGACAACUCCAGAUUUGCAUCACAGCUGGAUCUUAUCAGCAUUAUAGAACUACCACAGUGUCAUGAGUACUUGACACACCAUCUUGAAGGAUCAGAUGAUGAUUUGAUUUGGUUGAUGAACCCUGUUGCAUUUGAUGCAUUCUUGUUUAUUGAUGCAAACCUAUAUAUUUUCCAUGAGACAUUUUCAGAUGCAGCAAAGGUGAUGGAAGUUGAAACAUGUGAAUCCCUAUUUGGAGAAGCCAUGAACUUCAGAAGUUUCAGUGAACUCAUUGUAUGUAAUGAGCUUACCCUUAUGGAUGACUCUUUCAAAACAUUGCCCAUACCUAUAUUUUCAGAUGAUGAAAACAACUAUUCAUUACAAAAAUUGGUCAAGGAAUUAUUUCCCCGGUUGGAUUGGAAAUCUUCAUCUGCAUCUGAUACUUUGUACCUUGAUUGGUGUUUUCUGGAAGAUGAUUGUGAAUCAGAAAAAUAUUCUUCUUGUCAGAAAAUACUGUGGGAGAUAGAUACUUUCACCAUUGAUCCUGCUACCAAAUUGAGCAACAUUGAACAGACAAUCUUUGAUUUUAUUCUAUCAGAAGGCCACUCUGCUGAGCCAAAUGCUGAAAACUAUAAUGAGAAGUCAAACUUCUCUACUAGUGAUGUCUCAGUAUGCAAAUCUGCUUCUAAAAUGGAUUCAAGUGGCUUGCCAAAUCAUGGAGAUGAAAAAAUUAUGAAUGCAGAUUUAUUAGUGAAACCUGGUGUUGAGAAUGUUUCUAUGCUUGGUGAAUCCAUGUCCAGUGAUCUCGAGUUUUUCAUGAACCCGCGUAAUUACCUUGCUGGAACAGAAAGUAAACAUGUUGAUAAGACAGUUAAUUCUGAUACUGUGUGUCAGGUGCCUGUGUCUAUUAAUGAUUCUGCUGCUCCUGUUGCCUCCAGGGGUGAUCAGCAGAAGUUGACUGUCAGGGUACAUCAGAUAUGGUUGUCUGAUGUUAUUCUGAGACUGAUAGAUUGUUUGUGGAAAAAUUUCUUGGCUAUGUUGGGGAACGACAAAGAGUUUAUACAAAUACGAACUCAAUAUCAAGCUUCCAAUGACUUGAAGCUACUUAACAUUUCCAAUGAAAAGUUCAUGCAAUGUCUUCAGAAUAAAAUUACAUUAAAUACUCACUUGGCUCGAAAUGAUGAUAAUAUUCUGGUGUUGGCCAUGCUGUUUACAAUUAAGCAGAUGGCUUUCUACCUUUGCUACUAUGGAAUUCAAGCAACUUUCCUAUAUGUGGAUGGUCUAAUUGCAAGCCUCCAGUGCCUGAGAACAAGAUUGCAUUCUUUUUAUAACCUGAUUAGGGAUGAAAAUCUGAAAGCUGAGAAAGAGCCAGGACGACUCCAUCCAUCUUUAUCUGUCAUGGAAGAAAUUCUGAAGACAGAAUUAAAUGACAGUAAAACAAAAGUUUUAAUUGUUUGUGACCAAAUUUUCUUGCUGUCGUUGAAGAGUCUGCUAAUAUCCUUGCAAAUAUCAUUUAAUGAACCACAGCACUCUUGCACCUCUUCAUGUCCACAUCCAUGCUUAGGGAUCGCAGAUGCUAUAACAGAUAUUAUUCUUAAUUCCAUUUGCUGCUUAGCAUCUUAUGAAUUUGUGUCGGCCUCAUUCCCUUUCAACAAAUUCAGUUUCAUAUUGGAAUAUGGUGGCUCAAAUAUAUCAUCAAGAAUAUCCUCUAUCUGCACGAAGUCAAACAGCCUGCCCGCUCUUUAUUUCCUCAAGGUGGAACUAAAGGGAUCAUGCAUUGCCGAAACUCUCACUUAUGGGGUUGACAUGCAUAAGAGUAUUGAAUUUGAAAUGAAAUGGGAUUUUAAAUCUGCAUUAGCCCAAAAAGAAAACAAAAAUACAUUGGAGGAGCUAAUAUGUGAUAUCCCUUUGAAAGAGACACAUGGCAAACAUGUGGACGCUGAAUAUGAUUUUAAGCAUUGCAACAUGAUGCCAAUUCAGUCUGUGCCAGUGGGCCUUGAAUCAAAGCAAAAUUUCAUGUCCAAGGCUUUUUCUGGCAACACUGUUAUAAUUGUGAAUACUCGAAAUUUCAUUGAAGAAAUGAUCAUUUCCAGAAGAAGCACAUACAAAAAGAUUCUUGAAAUGGAACAAGAAGGAGCACAAGUUGUAGAACGUGAUAUUGGUCUACCUGUUGAUAUAAUAUUAAGUCCUGCAGUCUGCCUUACUUGGUAUGAAUCCAGAAAUAUUGGAAAGAAAGUUUCAGCUCCAGAUGAGGCCUUUUCAUGUUUGCCUCUAUGUCUUGAAAGCAUUGCCACAAGUAUUUUGACAUCAUUGAGUUUUGCUUUCAGUUGCUGCAUCCUGAUAUUUGAGGGAGAGUGCAGUUUCUUAUGUAGCAUUAUGGAAUCCUCUGAUGAACUCUAUGCAGCAGCAGCUAGCUUGGGAAUUAAUUUGCAGAUCUUUUGUUCAUAUUCAUCUGAGAUGACUGAAGAAAUCAUAUUGUCUUGCAUCAAUGUAGCUGCAAAGUUGACUAGGGGCCUCUAUCCCAGGAUGUCAGACACAGAAAGCCUUGCUGAGUCUUUUCUCACUUCAUUCCCUUCCAUUAAUCCCCUUACAGCUCAUUCAAUAUUGUCAUUAGAUAUGCUACUUGGAACAUUUCUGGAAUUGUCAAUCGAAGACAGAAUUCAAGCUCUUCAAAUAUAUAAAGUUCCCGAUGAAAGCAUUGCUUUGAUGAGUGCAACAAGCAGAUAUGGGGAGCGAGAGGAUUCUAAAUCUGGAGUGACAGAUUGCUCAUCUUCACUAUCAAUUCCGGAUUUGAAAAUUGUUCAAUUGAACACUGCAUCUGAGGGGCGGAAACCUAAUCAUCCACAAGUUGUUUAUACUUCUGGAAGUCCUGAUAUAUCCAACAGAUCAGAGUUCACGUCACUGUCAGACAAAAAGUUGGCCAAUCAUGACAUUGAUAUAAACAUGAUGACUAUUGAUAAGUUAAGCCAUUCUGAUUUCCUAUCGACGAAAGAUCUUUGUAUAUCAGAUGAGAAAAAGGAUGCAUGGAUGCCUCACUUUGACUUAGAUUGCAGUCCAAAAUGGAAAACAACUAUGUCACAAACGAGCAACUUUAAGAGACAAAAUGACAAUGUGACUUGCAUUCCCCGGGAGAAUUUUACAGGUGAAGUCAUCAAUGUAGAUGAUACUCUGCCAUUUCAGGAUCUCUUUCCUGCUAAAUCUAACAGCUUUUCACUUGACAUUGGGAAAGAAUGUUCAGCAAGAAAUUCUAAAAUAUAUAAACUGCCACUGACUACAGCUAGUCUUCCCAUGUUUCCAAGUUCUGAGGUUGACUCUGCCCCCGAUGCCUGGCUUCCAAAGAAUGAGAAACAACGGAUCAUGAGAGAAGAUAUAAAACCUCAUUUUGAUAUCAUCAACAAAAAUGAUAUAUCCAUGGGAAACCAAAAAGGGUUUAUGGAGUACAGUAUGAUGGGAAAAGCUCCGCAGAAUUUCCAUAAACUGUCUUCCCGAGAAAAGGGAAUACAGAGUUUUGGUGGCACGCCACUCUCAAAUGCUCUUCACUCUACUCAAGUGCAACAAGGAUCACCAUGGACAAUUGAAUUUCUUAACAGAAUUAAGGAAAAGAGUAGGUUGCGAAGUCGAUCUUCAUAUGAAUUAUCUUCCCCUUGUCAUGUUUCCUCUGGGAACACUUCAAAGAGUACUAAAAGGAAAAGUCCUUCUAUUCUUGAAUUUUACAAGUACGAAAGGGGUAGCACCCCACAGAAGACAGUUGAGCGAAAGAGACCAAAAAGAUCUUCACAACAAGAGACAUCAUGGAAGAAUAUGAAAGCUUCUUCGUCCUGUCCUCAAUCGUGGACCCCUGUUGAUAAAAGAGCAAGACAGGCAUUAUCUUUUUCAACAAAUGGAAGUGGAGGGCAAAGUAAGCUGGUCUGGAGGGAUACACCGCAAAGAAGAUUGUAACACCAAGUAUGCAUUGUCAACUUACAGAAUUGUAAAGUGCACCUCAGGCAUCAACAUAUACCUUUUAGGUGAAACAACUUGCCUCAUUAUUGUGCAUCCUAGCUAGCAACCUCAACUCUGAACCUUUGUCUCCUAACUCAUGUUGAGAAGGUCCAGGUUAGAAAAGAAAAUCAUUCAGGUAUUUGUGUAUUGCAUUUGUGGAGUUUCGGUAGGAAGAAUUAUUGAGCAUAUUCGCAUCUUCAUUAACGCUUAUGUUCAGACCAGAUGAGCUUUCCUUGUAUAAAAUUGACUUACACUAGAAUGUGUUUUUCAUUGUUGAUAAAAUAGUGAUUUCCCCAUUUCUUAUGUUUAAUACGUUUAUAAUGUGAGUACACACAUAUUUCAUUGAACAAGUGAUGACUCACUUGUCUAAAUUAAGAUGUCAG